GACUUCAAAUAAAAGUUUUUGCCUUGUGCUCUGCGAAAUUCUCAAUCCUCAGUGUUCGGAAUCAUUUCAUCGGGGCGACCCAAGUCAAGUGCAAUAAACCCUCGAAUCGGCUGGGGAGUUUUGCAUUCGGCCACGCCCACAUAAUGCCAUCGCCUCUGUAGCCCGCAGUUAUGAUGUUGCAGUAAGCAGCGAGUAAACUGCAAUUUGCGCACAAAAACUUUGCUUGCGACAAACUUUCCGCCCCAUAUGUCCCUCUCUAUCGCGCCCAGUGCUGACCUCUCUUUCGCUCGCAUUGUUUUUAUCUCUCUCACUCCGCUUAGCAAACGGGCAACAAUUUGAACUGACAAAGUCCGGCGAUAAAAAAAAUGUUUAAGUACUUUAGUUGCGCUCCGAAUGCAUCGCACAAAAGUUUAUUAAACAAACAGGUAACAAUAAAAGUGAAUGGCGUAGAGAAAGGGAGAUAAGAAAACAUGGAUGAUUUACUCAUUCUGUUUUUCUUUUUAACAGAUGUUUCAAUGAAUAACAAAUUUAUAGUUGCCGAUGUUGUGUGGGUCAACGAGGUUUUUAAAUAACUGAAGUGGAAAAGGGACGGUCGUGUAAUAAUAUAUAUAUAGACUAUAGUUUGAAAGCCAAGCAAUUUGUACAAAUGAGCUGAGCAGAAUUUUUGUUUAGGAAAACAUUUUCUUAAAUUCCGUCGGUUAAAAAAAAACGUAUGUAAGGCUACACAGCACAGAAUUGGGAUAAAUAAUUUUUUUCUUAAAGAAAGUUGACAACUCUGCCCCAGCGGUUUUUUAUUUUUUUGAAGAGGGGAGGUGAAGAAAAAUCCCAAAUAAUUGGGUGUCGAAUUGACGAGUUGCUUGUGUUUAGUAAUAAGCCCCUCGUCCACUCACUAUUAACAAUGUACAGUCAUCACCGCUCUCCUGUCGACCUUCGUCCUGUCCACCCCCAAGACCUCCUGGCGCCACGCCCCCUGCGCAUCCCCUCCCACCAAUUGGAUGUACGCCACUCGCAUAAUCAAUUAUGCGUCUGCAGUGCGUCCAAAGUUCUCUCUAAACUUGCACAACUUCCAACGUGUCCCAUUCGCCAUCUCUGUCCCGCUCUCACCGCUGGCGCUCUGGUCACGUGUCUCGCUGCGUGGGAGGGAGCGGGAUGGCAGAUGGGCGGCUGUGGCAAAUUGAAUUUGUCGCGGUGUAUCGCAUAAUUUGGGGAGUAUUGUGCUUCUAAUUGGCCGCUCGAAGGAUUCGUAAAAGUGAAAGCCCCAAGACAUGCGGAAAUUCGAAGGAUCUACUGAUUAGACAGGCUGUGUUCUAAAUUAUCAACGGUAUUGCAUGGGUGUAUAUGCGGUGAAUGCAAAUUGCGUGAGACAACCCUAUUCAAAUGGACCGCAUUGUGUUCUUGGCGCCUGUAGACUUGGAUAUUCCGGGACAUUUCGGUUGUCCUUGCCAGAAAAGCAGUUCGCAUUCAAACGGGGAAUUUACAAUUUUUUAACUAGCCUAGUAGUCAACAUUUACACACAGAAAUUCUAAAAUUAUAUGUGUCCAAAAUGCAAAUGGUAUUAAUUGAUAAUACCGCCAAUUGCGAUGAAUUGCCAAUGAAACCGCAACUCAAAGAGCUCAGUUUAGAAGAGAAGGUGCGACUCUCCAGGCUGUCCAGCGAAUUGCACCAGAAGAUGGUGUCACCGGUGGGCAACGCACGUGUGGACCGCAUCAUCAAGCUGCCGGUGGUAGAAGCGCUAAUAGAGAAGGGAAACUUCGACCAGAUAGCGGUGGACAUGGACGACAGAGCGAGAUGGUACCGGGAGAUUUAUGAGAUCUUUGACGUGACACUGGUGCCACCACGUCAGUUUAUCUGCCACGAUUUGGCACCGUACCACGAACCGAAGCCCGAUUCACCUGACCAGGUGUUCGAGUACAAGGACUUCCUGAGCUACCUGGGCGUCCUGCAAACUCUGCCUUUGGACACCUUGCAGCUCCUCGAAAAGCCCCUCUGAUGGUCCAAAUGUCAUCGAUUCCUCGACGGCUACAUCGUCGCUCCUCCUCAUCCUUCUCCUCUGCCCGACGACCUUGAUGAUGAUGAUGAUGAUGAUGUGGCUGUGCAAGAUGACAGCGAUCGUGCUGCGUGGCAGUAACAGCAAAUUUGCAUUACCUGGGCAGGUGUGUUCCUGCUUCCACUUCCCCAAAUGAGCUUAAUGCCAGUCGCGUUUAAACGAGGGCUGAAUGAAAAGUUUGUAGUUUGACAAACAAGCACAUUUUAGCACAUUUUUUAAAUGUUUAAUAAAAUGUCCCAUGAAUUUUAA
Messenger RNA from Drosophila sechellia, 2296 nucleotides. RefSeq lists its product as uncharacterized. Lineage: Eukaryota; Metazoa; Arthropoda; Insecta; Diptera; Drosophilidae. The record is from RefSeq and is a predicted model, not a curated record. The transcript has 4 exons. Bases 1544 to 1990 code for a protein of 148 amino acids.